AUGCUGAGGCAUGAAAAUCGAACAAAAGUUUAUCGUACACUUGCAUUGUUGUGUGAGUCCGAGUCUUUGUCCGAUGCUCAAUUGAAAGCAUAUCAGACUCGUUUGCAGGAGUACCGAACUUAUUUAGAGGCUGUUAGCCGGCUAGCCAAUUGCGGAAAUGUUUGCAUUACGGAAGAGGCCGUUAUGAUUGGUGACAACGGUCUACUUACUGGAGAGUCCUUAAACGCUCUACAACAUGCUGGAGCUAUAUCAGUUUAUAAUACUUUGCAGCAGAAUAACUGGGAAUAUCCUGUUCCAGAAGAGGGUGAGGUUGCAGUAUUGAAAACGCACACAACCGUCCCCGAUGAUUUUUUGGAUUCUGAAAAGCCAAUUCGAUCCGAUUGGCCUUCGGUCUUUGUUUCUGAGUGUUUCGUAGAGGGUGAAAAGGCUAAACUUCAUGGUUCCGCUCGUCCACUUCGCACCUUCCUACCACCAAGCAUUGUUUUCAGAAGUGCAGCUGACAUGGACGAUGAUUUACCAGAACCUGAAUUACCGCCUUCAAGUGCUCUUGGUCCAGAAACUGGUCUUGAAAUCGUCUCAAUGAAUGACAGUCUCGCCAUUAGAAAGACCAGGGAAAGCGAUGGAUCUGUUGAAUGCAUUCCAAUUGAUGAGUACUACUACGGUCGUCAGGAUGGCAGCAAAGAUUACGCCGAGGACAAGGCUGAAUUUCGCUUCAAAUGUGCUGUUUGUCAACUCAUGUUUUACAAUAAUAUCAAACUCAUGCAUCACAUCAUGGGUCAUGUUGAUGAAGGCAUUCAAGCUCUAAUUGGGUUUACUUUGAACCAAUGUCGAAUUUGUAAUCAAUCCUUCGCUAAUGCCUUUAUUCUUCGUGCACAUAUGGAAAAGGACCAUGGUGGUGCGACAAUUUUCGAAACUAACAAGACUGAUGGAGGUGAAGGAACUCAGCUCUCGGCAUCUGGUUUCUCCUGUCGAAUCUGUGGUAAGGAGGCAGCUAGUGAUCUUGCGCUUGCACAUCAUCUACAGUCCACACAUCGCCAACGUGAAAUGCCAUAUGUGUGUCGCAUCUGCCUUUUCCGCUCCUCUCUCUAUGAGGACGCUUUAGAGCACUUUAAAAAAGUACACAAUGGUUCAAAUCACCUACUCUGCUUCUAUUGCCUCAGAUAUUUCACCCCUACUGAUGCCCGAGUUCCUGGUAUUCCUCUAACCUCUCCUGCUGGCACGUCUGGAGGUGCUGUUAGCACCGCAGGUUUAGGAGCUGGUGUUGGACAGACGCAGGUGUAUCUGCAGCACUUGCGAAUGCAUCAGGUUCAGCAUCAACUCCGACGCUGUCCAUCAUGUCGCCUCAACUUCACAAACAAGUCGGACUACCAGGUGCACCGGCGACUGGACCAUAAAGCGGGUAGCAGCUGUAGUGCAGCGGCUGCGGAACAACACUUGAAGGAACUUCAACAGCAGCAGGUUGAUGAGCAGUCUCAGAUGCAUGUACAAGGAGAGGAGCAGGAACAAAUUGUCGAUCAUGUUGAACAUGCCGAUGAACAGCAACAUAACGUUGAGGAAUACAUUACGACAGCUGAGUCUAUAAAGAGACACCAACAAGAACGCCAAGCUGCUCUACAAGCGGCUAAAAGAGCAGCUCAAACUCAUGCAGCUGAGCAGCAAAAGAAAAAGGCCGCUGCCGCGGCGGCGGCGGCGGAGGCAGCAGCGGCUGCUGAAGCAGAAGAGAAUCGUGUAAUUCUUCUUAAUGUUCCCGAAGCGAGUCGCACUAUGGAUCUCUCCUCUGUGCAGAUUCCGCCUGAAGCCACCAAGCUCACUUGUCUGGAAUGUGGGGAACUUCUUACUUCAGACAAUCACAAACAAUACCUCCCCUGCUCUGCAUGUGUCUUCGCAACGUGCUGCGCUGCCGGUUUUACUCGACAUGUGCAUCGUGCCCACGUCUACGCUCAAGGCACUGAUAAGAGCGUUGCCUCACACACAGGCGCUCCUAUGGUUCGUCCGAUUGCAUCAUUCGAUUGGAUUUCUCCAACUACCGAACAACCCAUGGAUAUAAGCCAAUUGCCACAGACCAAUCCCGUUGAUAUCAGCUUCGCAUGUCCUAAGUGUGCGCUCUCUGGUGUAGACGGAAAUACUCUAGCCAGACAUCUUGUUGAAGAGUGCAGCAUUGAAGGUGCUACACUCCAGCCUGAUCCUUCUAUCGUCGCAGCCAGAAGGCAAGCUGAAGAAAAUGCUCGUUUACAACAAGAGCAACAACAAGAACAGAUGUCUUACGAGACAAGUGAACAAGUGACUAUGUUUGCUGAAGGCCAAGCCGUAUCCGAAUCUGCACAAGCCGAUACAACAGCAGCUCCUGGAGCGCCUUCUUUGACCCAUGAGCAAACAGUGGUCACAUUGGGAACCGCUGGAAAUCUUCCAUCCACUAUUGAUAUCACUGAUACUUCGGGUGAAGUAGUUCAACGUCUAAUGAUUCCUGAAGAUCUACAGUUGGAGCCCGGACAAACUCUUGUUCUCAUUCAAGGCGAAGACGGUAUUCCACAAUUGGCAGUUAUCAACCAAGCCGAAUGGGACGCGACAAAUCAACAGCAAGCUCAAGCUGAGGACGACGCUUCUAACCUCCUGCUUUACGGAAAUGCUGAAGGCGAUAUCGCGGAGGAGAAGGAGAAUCAAAUAUAA
Rodentolepis nana is the source of this 2667-nucleotide messenger RNA. The record is from the annotation of a GenBank genome assembly. NCBI's taxonomy places the organism in Eukaryota, Metazoa, Platyhelminthes, Cestoda, Cyclophyllidea, Hymenolepididae.